CUUGCAGGUCGUGCCCGUAGCUCAUGGACUGACUCUGAAAUCAGAGUCUUCCUGCAGGAGUGGGAAGUAGUUGAACAGGAAAUGGGCCAUACAGGCAGGAAGAACCACAAGAAGACCAAGUUUCUCUGCCAGCGCCUCUAUCAUCGGGGCCUGAAGAAGAGCUGGAAAAGCUGUUUCCACCUACUGCGGAGCCUGCAGGAUCUGCACAGGACUCUCUGUAAUGAGAGACCAGGGAUUGAACCCUUGUUUUCUCCUUAUGCAGAGGCUCUGUACAGGAUCCUGGGCUCCAGUCCCCAGGAAAGCUGGUUCCCAGGUCCUGUCUAUGAUGGGGCUGGUGACUCCAUGCUCUCUGUGUACCCUCAAGCUCCCAGGUACCAGCCUUCAGAUUAUGGCGUCACCGUUCCUUCUGCACAGCUUCAAGGGAAUCCGCUGCCGAUGAUGUCGCAGGAGGAGUCCCCAUUUCCCACAUGGGAGCCCUGGAAUCCCAGCUAUCCAUUGUCAGUUCCACACCUACUUCCUGGCUUUGUCCCAGGAGACCCCAGCCUCCAGCAGCCAUGGUCAACCUGUGACAACCUGUGA
This is a messenger RNA of Grammomys surdaster, 579 nucleotides long. RefSeq lists its product as uncharacterized. Lineage: Eukaryota; Metazoa; Chordata; Mammalia; Rodentia; Muridae. The transcript has 2 exons. The record is from RefSeq and is a predicted model, not a curated record. The coding region runs from base 82 to 579 and encodes 165 amino acids.